Messenger RNA from Macadamia integrifolia, 1388 nucleotides. Its product is annotated as thioredoxin-like 1-1, chloroplastic. Gene Ontology annotation, biological process: cell redox homeostasis. The record is from RefSeq and is a predicted model, not a curated record. The transcript has 4 exons. The coding region runs from base 196 to 987 and encodes 263 amino acids. Lineage: Eukaryota; Viridiplantae; Streptophyta; Magnoliopsida; Proteales; Proteaceae.
UAUUAAUACGAGCAAAAGGAACGCUUGCUUUCCAUAGUUGUUAUUCCUUCUUUCCUUUCCAAAACGGCAAAACUCUUCUUUUGUUCACUCUGCAAGUACCGUUCCAGCGCUGCCACUCUUUUUCUUCAAGAUUUUCAGGCCGAGCGAAAGCAAAUUUGUCUUUCUUGUCUCAAAGGAAGCCAAAGAAAGAUUACAAUGGCCCAAGUACCAACCAAGAACCGUCUGCUUCUUUCAUGUCCCCAUGUCUGCGUUUCAGCUUCUCCCAGCAGGAGGAGAUCUUCCUCUGCUCUUCGUUUCUCUUCUCAGAACCCCUUAUUCUCAACCCACCUGCAAUCUUCUUCUUCUUCCGAUACCCUCCUCUUCCAUGGACAAAGGAUCGUCCCUCGAUUUGGCGUGAGGCAUCCCAGGACAGGAUACCUUCAGCAAGCUUCUUCUGCGCAGAUGAGUCUUCCUAUUGGGAAAGCUCAGAAAUGGUGGAAGAAAGGGAUCCAACCCAAUAUGAAAGAGAUCACUAGUGCACAAGAUCUUGUGGAUUCCUUGUUAAGCGCUGGAGAUAAACUGGUUAUUGUGGAUUUUUUCUCCCCGGGUUGUGGGGGAUGUAGAGCUCUCCAUCCCAAGAUAUGUCAAUUUGCGGAGAUGAAUCCAGAUGUACAAUUCCUUCAGGUGAACAAUGAGGAGCAUAAAUUCAUGUGUUAUAGCCUGAACGUCCAUGUCAUACCUUUCUUUCGGUUUUACAGGGGAGCCCACGGUCGUCUAUGCAGCUUCAGUUGCACCAAUGCCACUAUCAAAAAAUUCAAAGAUGCACUCGCCAAACACAACACAGAUCGUUGCAGCCUUGGGCCUCCUAAAGGACUGGAUGAAAAGGAGCUCGUUGCUUUGGCUUCAAACAAAGACCUGUCAUUAAACUACAAACCAAAACCAAAAUUGCCGAUUCAUGCUCUAGAAGUGAGAGCAUCAGAAAAAAUGUUGGCCACUUCUCGGAGAUGAUGAUUUGGACAAAUAUUCAAUUUUGGGUACCUAUCUUUCGUUUGUUUCUCUUUUACAAACUGUUUGUACAAUUACUCGCAUACGUGUUUCAGUUCAGCGGCUGGUUUCCUCCUCAUCUACCCAACAUUGUACAUAUUCCUACUGGAGUGAACCUAUCCGCUCGCUGUGUUUUUUGUGGCGGGGAACCCACCCAGGAUCUGUCCGGUUGGUUGGAUCUUGUUGCUGUUGUUUUUAUUGGGCAUGUCUGAGUAGAGAGCAUUUUGAAGGGAAAAGGGGACGGGGGAUUGGUUCUUUCUCUAGAUUUUGUAUUUGUUUUAGAUGGGAAAAGAUAGAAAACAAUACUACCCUACUAAAAUGGUACAGCUUGUAAAUUUUAUCUGAUCUCUACAUCUUUCUUGGGA